This is a messenger RNA of Drosophila rhopaloa, 3198 nucleotides long. RefSeq names its product arrestin domain-containing protein 17. Gene Ontology annotation, biological process: protein transport. NCBI's taxonomy places the organism in Eukaryota, Metazoa, Arthropoda, Insecta, Diptera, Drosophilidae. The transcript has 5 exons. Gene Ontology annotation, cellular component: cytoplasm. The record is from RefSeq and is a predicted model, not a curated record. Bases 620 to 2275 code for a protein of 551 amino acids.
GCUGCUGGACGUGUUUGCUGUGAGCUGCGAGCUGCGUGUGACUUGAAUCGAACAUAAACGCCAAGAGAACGGAGCUCAAGCCAGAAAACUUAGGGAUAGAAGGACAAGAGACAGACAGACAAGCAAGGGGGCCUCACCAAUAUAAAUUGACAUUCCUCGCCCUUGUUAAUGUUGCGACUGUUCCCGACAUUUCCAUAGACGCGUCAAGUGAUUGCCCCGUCGUUUGAGUGCGUGCGAAUAAAAGUAGGUUACGGCGGAAAGAAUCCUGAGGUCGGAUGGUCGGAGGCUCCGGGAAAGCGUUCACAAGUUUUCCGUGUGCAUGUGUGUAGGCCGCGGGGUGUUAAGAAAAUGCAGUGCAAGUGUCACAACGGCGACAAAGGCGAAGUGCAAAUGGCUUGAUAGCGAAUAUCAAAUGAACGAACCAGGACCAGCCCAUUUCCCAAAUUCUUCGAUUCAUACUCUUCAACCGACAAGGAAAAAGUGAUAUUUUUACAACUGUGGCCUGCUUUUGCACAGCACAAAGUUACCCAUACAGACACACACAGCCACACUCACACAGACAGACAGGGGAUAUCCAGCGGAACACACACAAGCACACACGACAACUAUAUAGCAAUAUAUGCCCAUUGAGUGCCUUAUAUCAUUUGAUAAUAAUCCACAAGGUGUCUACUAUGCCGGACAGGAGCUAUCCGGAGUUGUUGAUCUCAGCGUCGACGCCACCAAACGCAUUAAAGGCAUCCACGUCACCGUCAGCGGCUAUGCCAAGAUACGCUGGAUAAAAAAGGGAUAUCCGCGCGACAGCGAGCGAGCCAUGUGCCGUGCUUACCGAUCGUACCUGUCCUCGCGGUCCUACGUCCUCGGAUCCUGCGCGAACAACUCGAGCAUCGACUGGCCGGCCGGCGAGUACUCGUACACGUUCCACGUCGUUCUGCCCGACAAUCUGCCCACGUCAUUCGACGGCAAGUACGGCCAGAUUCACUACGAGAUCAUCACGACCAUCGAGCGGGCCGGUCGCUACCCGAAGGUCUUUAAGCUGCCAUUUACCGUGAUACAACCGUUGGACCUGAACGCCGAUGCUAUUUACAGGGUGCCCCUGGAGAUCCUCGAUCGGAAGCGCUUCUGGAGCUUUUGCUGUCCCACGGGUCCGCUGACGGUAAAGUUCUCCACGCCGUACUGCGGAUAUGCGCCCGGCCAGAAGAUCCACUUCGUGCUGUACAUCAACAACGAAUCCUCGAUUGACAUCACCGAGUGCGAAGUCAAGUUAAAGCAGGAGGUGAGCUACGAGUCGCACGACCCGCAGCACGAGUACCGCUACGACAAACACCUUAUCGCCCGGAAGCAGUUCGGAAACGUUUUGCGAUGGUCGCGGAAGGUGUACCGGGGCUAUCUGGACCUGCCCUCGAUACCGCCCACUUCGGUGAAGCCCACAUGCCCCAUUAGCGUUAACUAUUCGAUUAAGAUCAUCGUGAACCCCACGGAGUUCCACUGGAAGCUGAAGCUGAAAAUUCCGCUGACCAUCGGCAGUAUUCCGAUCAUGGAUGGUCCGGAGGCCCUGCUGCGGUUCAAUCGCCAGCAGCAACAGCACCAAGUAGUUAGUCAAAAUUUACAAAUGUCCACGCAACAGCGGCAGAACCAAAGGGAUCGUUACCGCGAUAUUAAUAGAGAUCUGGACCCGGAUCGAGAUAGAGAUCAGGAUCGGAUUAGGGAUCGGGAUCGGGAAAGUGCCUCAGUUCAGCAGCGACGUAUCAGCAGUAUCAACAACAACAAUCAUGGACGCUUUGUGGGUGGACUACUGCCGACCAAUAGCAAUAUGAAUAUGAUAGUAAAUGCAAGUCCCACGCUCUCGAGCUCCACGCCAUCGUCAACGCCAACAACUGCCGCUCUCAGGCCCACGGCCAUGCCAGCGAUAUUGGUGACCAGCGAUAGCGAUAAUCCCCCGGACUAUAUUCCCAUGAUGCCGCCCUCGUAUGAAGAUGCCAUGGCUCUGAGUGAGAAAUUCAGCGAUGAUACUGAGUUCUUGACCAACGUUAGCAUGAGCAGUAUUUUGUCCGCUCAGGCUGAUGUUACCACAAGUGAGCCCUUUAAGCCGCGUUAUCCAGUCUAUUACGAUUAUGAGACACCGACCAUACCGCCCGAGACGCUUUACGAUGAGUCCAGUUUCCAAUUGCGACUCGCACUCAGCUGUCAGGACUCGGCGCCAGCGGAAGCGGAAGUGGAUGAGGAGGUGACCACGAACGCGCCUGCAGGAGAGUCUUUCGCCUGCGAGAAGAAAUGAGACGGCCUGGGAUCAAACGAUUUGGGAAAAGCUGCAUCAAAUGUUAACCAAUAAGUAAACUGCAAAAACACUGACAUAUUUACUCGAAAUCAAAAUAUUAUAAACAAAAUAAUUCAAACGCUAAUGUAAUAGUAUAGUAGUUAUUAAGUCUGAGCCGUAAAUGAAAAUUGGAUAUAGCAAAACAAACACAUUUUUACAAAGCCAAACAGAAUGGUAUAUAUUUUGCAGAAUAAUAUGUACUUAUUUUAAAAUGUAUUUAGUUUGCUCGAAAAAGAUUUCAUUUUUUUAUCCUGCAUAUAUUCUAUUAACCCUCUUCUUAAUCUUAACUCUUCCCUUUUCUGUGUCUUAUUUCAAUAUUAACCUUGAACUAUCUUUUAUAUUUUUGAAAAAUAAUACAAAAUGUAAACAAAUAUAGGGCCGUACCACAGUGAUCACUGGCAACAUAUACACAAGAAACGUAGUGAAAAGUUAAAUGAAAUCCUUUAGCCCUAAGAUUAGAUAAACCCGAACAAAAUCUGCACAAUUUUAUCUAAAGGAGACUCAAAACUCAUUUUCAAUAUUGAAUAUUGUAUUUAUUAAGUAUCUAUGAGAAAUUUACAAGCAAAGAUUAGCCAAAUUGAACUUAGCUUAUAUUAUUUUACACGACACUUCACACAAAAGUAUAAAUUGUAGUUGGAACAAGUCAUCAGAACAACUUAACCAUUGGGUGUCUAAUAGAUAUAUUUUGUAACUAUAAAAGGUGUCUUUUGCUCUAGUUUACAUACAAGCGUUUGCCUUUGAUUGUGUAAACCCUCUUACUAAAUACUUUGUACUUCCUCUGAUUUUAAAGCCAGUCUAAUCAGCAAUCACAUAAGUCUAUUACUAAGUCUUUACUGUCUUCAAUUCGAUUCAAUCCGAUUUAAUAAAGCUAAACAAGCAAAAUA